AUGCCCAUGAAGGGUGUGAUGAGAUUUGGGAACAAGGGCAAGCUCAGCCCUAGGUUCAUUGGCCCAUAUGAGAUUUUGGAGAGGAUGGGAGAGGUGGCUUACAAGUUAGCCUUGCCACCUAGUUUGACAGCCGUGCAUCCAGUUUUCCAUGUUUCUAUGCUCCGGAAGUAUGUUCCGGAUGAGUCUCACGUGAUUUCGGUUGAGUCGGUGGAGUUGAGUCCAGAUUUGACAUUUGAGGAGGAGCCUAUAGCUAUUUUGGACAGGCAGGUUCGCAAGCUCCGGACCAAGGACAUCAUUUCAGUGAAAGUUCAGUGGAGGCAUCGAUCAGAUAGGUAG
Solanum stenotomum is the source of this 336-nucleotide messenger RNA. RefSeq lists its product as uncharacterized. The coding region runs from base 1 to 336 and encodes 111 amino acids. NCBI's taxonomy places the organism in Eukaryota, Viridiplantae, Streptophyta, Magnoliopsida, Solanales, Solanaceae. The record is from RefSeq and is a predicted model, not a curated record. The transcript has a single exon.